UUUGUUAACUUUGUAAUCUUGGUUUUUGCUUGUACAAAAACUUUACAACUCUCUCAUAAUCUCAUUAAUCUAUCAUCGAUGUCCUUUUAUGAAGACCCAAUGUUUACAAUCUCUCUCAAUUAUUUAUAAAUUAUACAAGGGGUAGUUGAGGCUCUUCUUUUAUACCAAGAAGGGUAGAUAAAUAGGAGGACCCAAUAUUAUAGGCCAAUACAGCUCUCCCUCUCCCUAUAGACAAGCAGAAAACUUCACACAAGAAUCUUUAAUUGUUCUUCGUUCUUUCUUUGCACAAACUUACUCAAGAAAAGCCAGAGAAUUAAUGGCUCCUAUACUGUCUCAUGACUCAAUGAAAAGAGGAGUUAAGCCACUUGAAAAAAGUGUGAAUAUGAUCACCACUAAGAAGGAAGUCAACAAGGGAGCUUGGACAGCUGAGGAAGAUAGAAAACUGGCCGAGGUUAUUGCAGCUCAUGGCCCCAAAAGAUGGAAGACCAUUGCAGUUAAAGCAGGCAUAAAUCGAUGCGGUAAGAGUUGUAGACUAAGAUGGAUGAACUAUCUGAGACCAAAUAUCAAGAGAGGGAAUAUAUCCGACCAAGAAGAAGACUUGAUACUUAGGCUACAUAAGCUCUUAGGCAACAGGUGGUCUUUGAUAGCUGGAAGAUUACCAGGUCGAACAGAUAAUGAGAUAAAGAACUACUGGAAUUCUCGUUUGAGCAAGAAAAUAAAUCAGAAAGGGAUGCAAAGUGGAGGGUCACCAAGAGAAGGCAUUAUUAAUAAUCCUAAAGCUGAAGGAAUUACAAAAGUUGUGGAGAAGGUCAGUAUACAAAUGGUUAAUGAAGAGAGUAAUAAUACUUCAACAAAUAUUGGAUGUGAACAUUCAAACAUCGGGUUCAAUGUGGAUGAGUUCUUUGAUUUCUCCAAUGAGGAUCCACUAAACUUGGAAUGGAUGAGCAAUUUUCUUGAAUUCUGAUUGGUCACUUUUCAGUGGAACAAUUGUAAACUUUUCUCUGCAAAAUUCUGUUGCAGUUAGUUAAUGCUAAUCAAUUUGUAUGUGUACUGAUUUCCAUAUGAAUAAUCUAUAAAAUUUAUUAUCUUA
Molecule: messenger RNA, 1090 nt
Organism: Mangifera indica (mango)
Lineage: Eukaryota; Viridiplantae; Streptophyta; Magnoliopsida; Sapindales; Anacardiaceae
Product: transcription factor WER-like
Exons: 3
Coding region: 317-964 (215 amino acids)
Biological process (GO): cell differentiation
Cellular component (GO): nucleus
Molecular function (GO): transcription cis-regulatory region binding
Source: RefSeq, a predicted model, not a curated record